AUGAUGUACAACGUAUUGACAGCAGCUGAAAACAAGAGGAGAGUUUGUCGAGUGUCUCAGAAGCGGUACCAACCAGACCAAUUUCGACGUGGUAUUACGAUUGAACCAAAUCAGCUGUACUGGAACAAAUGUGAGUCAGUGGUAUUCUUUGAAACAUUGCACCUGCAAGUAAUAUCACCAUCGGACACCAGAAACCAGCAAUUGCAUUUGCGACAGUUGCUGACUCAAUAA
Messenger RNA from Peronospora belbahrii, 231 nucleotides. Lineage: Eukaryota; Oomycota; Peronosporomycetes; Peronosporales; Peronosporaceae. The record is from the annotation of a GenBank genome assembly.